CUUAUGUGAAAUUGAGAUAUUUUUUUCUGCCUGACGAAGAAAAAAAAAAUACGUUAAAAAGUAUCCUCCAGCUUUUUUCCAAUUAGACAAAAGCUGUACAGUCUACUUUGAAUGAUAAAUAAUUAAACAAGGUUUGCGAGACAUAAUCAAAACACACAAUGUCGGAAAGCAUCAUAGAAAUUGAUCCAGAACUAGCUAAACGUUUGUUGAUUGAAGGAGGAACUUUAAUUAUGCUGGACGUACCAACUGGAACUGAUUUUGGCAUUGACAUCAAGUCGUGGAACAGCGGCGAAAAUUUCAAGGGCAUAAAAAUGAUACCUCCAGGAUUUCACUUUGUACAUUAUAGUGCUACAGAUGAUUACGGAGAGUCUGCACCUCGAGUUGGAUUUUUCCAUUUCUUUAGCAGGUCUGAAUUUGUUGUGAAAAAAUGGGAUCCAAAAAUUGAGGAUAUCAGUUUGGAAGCUGUACCUGAAGAAACUGUGCAAAGACUGAAAAGCAACUUACUAGAACUUGAUAGAUACCUUGGAGCAUAUCCUUACGACAUGUGGAAACAGUGGAAAGAGCUGACAGAUAAAAUAGACAAAUCCCUCGUAGAAAGAUGUAAUCCAAAGUCUGGGUACGUGCGCUCUGCGUUGGAAUUAAUAAAUUAUGAUGAUGCCACGAGACCACGAGGUGGUGAGCCGAGUAAAAAAAGAAAAAGAGGCUCAGGUCUAACUCUUGAAGAAAGAGAAAAGGAACUGCUGCCUGAUCUUAAACCUAAACCAGGAACAGAGCUUAGGUUGACAGAGUUGCCACAAAAAUUUUAUCCCGAUGAUGCUACACCAGCUGAAAUUACAAGGCACUCACUCGACACAAGUUAUGCACUCGAUCUUAUGCUUAACAAAUUGAAAGAUCCAAUGGAAAUAAUUGGUGAACUGCAGCUAACGUUUGUAUGUUUCUUAGCGGGUCAAAGUCUGGAUUCAUUUGAACACUGGAAAGCUCUAAUUUCUUUAAUCUGCAAAGCAGAUUCUUUAAUUGAAAGAAGAAGAGCCAUUUACGUUGAAUUUUUUAAAGUGCUGGAAGUUCAAUUGUCUCACGUUCCUGAAGAAGUCUUAUGUGACAUUGUCGCUAGUAAUAACUUUGUUUAUCAUAACUUGAGAAAAUUGUUUGCCAACAUUGAAGAAAAUUCACAAGUUGACGACAGAUUAAAGAGCUUAGCUAGUCGAAUGAAAGAUAAACUUACAAAAAAAUUUUUGUGGGAUUUUAAAAAUUUGCUAGAUGAAGAAGACGAUGAAGCACCUGUUGUAGUUUCAAUGGACUGA
Messenger RNA from Copidosoma floridanum, 1301 nucleotides. Its product is annotated as protein AAR2 homolog. NCBI's taxonomy places the organism in Eukaryota, Metazoa, Arthropoda, Insecta, Hymenoptera, Encyrtidae. Gene Ontology annotation, biological process: spliceosomal tri-snRNP complex assembly. The record is from RefSeq and is a predicted model, not a curated record.